This is a messenger RNA of Lontra canadensis (Northern American river otter), 3101 nucleotides long. It is a transcript of the gene CRY1, whose product is annotated as cryptochrome circadian regulator 1. Gene Ontology annotation, molecular function: FAD binding; DNA binding. The record is from RefSeq and is a predicted model, not a curated record. Gene Ontology annotation, cellular component: cytoplasm; nucleus. Bases 698 to 2461 code for a protein of 587 amino acids. Gene Ontology annotation, biological process: circadian regulation of gene expression; entrainment of circadian clock by photoperiod; negative regulation of DNA-templated transcription. The transcript has 13 exons. NCBI's taxonomy places the organism in Eukaryota, Metazoa, Chordata, Mammalia, Carnivora, Mustelidae.
CUUCAGAAACGUGAGGUGCCGGGGGUCACGUGGGGAGCGCGCGCUCCAAUGAGGAUCCGGGGGCGGGGCCGAGGCCGCUGACGCGGCGGUGGCAGUGGAGUCACCCGGGCAGCCUCGGGACCGGUCACCGGCCGGCAACCGUCCAGCGGCCUCGACCACCGCCUCCGUGCUCACUGCUCUUCCCCGGCCCGAGAGACAGCGUGGCCGACUGUGGCUGGAUCCCCUCUCAUCCCUCUCGGUGGCUCGCCUCAGGCGGGCCGUUUUCGCCUCCGGGGCUGCCUCGGUGGGGCGAGGUUUCCGUGACGAACCUCCUGGGGCUGCCGGGGCCGGUCGGGGCCGUCGUGGAGGCUCGGGCUCGUGGAACGUACUCACUCCCCGGGCUCCGAGGCCCUCGAAGCGAUGCGCCUCGUGCCGGCGGUUGCUGCGGGCGCCGGCUCCUAAAGGGCGUCACACCCGGACUCCGCUGACGGCAGCCUCCAUUCAUCUCCCAGCUGCGAGUCCCGCGCCCUCUCCUCCUCCGACCCCCUCCUCGGAUUCAUUUUUUCCUUUUUUCCCCGUCCGCCGCCCUCUCCCCUCUUCUUGGGUGUGGCGGCUGCCCUGGAAGCAGAGGUGUAGGGUAUGAGCCGGCCCUUCCUUCCUUGAGUUUCUCGGUGGGGGAACUGGGCGAGGACACGCCCGCCGCCGCCGCGCCCCCGGGAUGGGGGUGAACGCCGUGCACUGGUUCCGAAAGGGGCUCCGGCUUCACGACAACCCCGCCCUGAAGGAGUGCAUUCAGGGCGCCAACACCAUCCGCUGCGUCUACAUCCUCGACCCCUGGUUCGCCGGCUCCUCCAAUGUGGGCAUCAACAGGUGGCGAUUUUUGCUUCAGUGUCUUGAAGACCUUGAUGCCAAUCUGCGAAAAUUAAAUUCUCGUUUGUUUGUGAUUCGUGGACAGCCAGCAGAUGUGUUUCCCAGACUUUUUAAGGAAUGGAACAUUACUAAACUUUCAAUUGAGUAUGAUUCUGAGCCUUUUGGAAAGGAACGAGAUGCAGCUAUUAAGAAACUGGCUACUGAAGCUGGAGUGGAAGUGAUUGUACGAAUUUCACAUACAUUAUAUGACCUGGACAAGAUCAUAGAACUCAAUGGUGGACAACCACCUCUUACUUAUAAAAGAUUCCAGACUCUCAUCAGCAAAAUGGAACCACUAGAGAUGCCCGUAGAGACAAUUACUUCUGAAGUGAUAGAAAAGUGUACAACUCCUCUGUCUGAUGACCAUGAUGAGAAAUAUGGAGUCCCUUCACUAGAAGAACUAGGUUUUGAUACAGAUGGCUUGCCCUCUGCAGUAUGGCCAGGCGGAGAAACUGAAGCACUUACACGUUUGGAAAGGCAUUUGGAAAGAAAAGCUUGGGUGGCAAACUUUGAAAGACCUCGAAUGAAUGCAAAUUCCCUGCUCGCUAGCCCUACUGGACUCAGUCCUUAUCUCCGAUUUGGUUGUUUGUCAUGUCGACUGUUUUACUUCAAACUAACAGAUCUAUACAAAAAGGUAAAGAAGAACAGUUCCCCUCCACUGUCCCUUUAUGGACAACUGUUAUGGCGUGAAUUUUUCUAUACAGCAGCAACAAAUAAUCCACGCUUUGAUAAAAUGGAAGGAAAUCCCAUCUGUGUUCAGAUUCCUUGGGAUAAAAAUCCUGAGGCUUUAGCAAAAUGGGCAGAAGGCCGGACAGGUUUUCCGUGGAUUGAUGCCAUCAUGACACAGCUUCGUCAGGAGGGUUGGAUUCACCAUUUAGCUAGACAUGCAGUGGCUUGCUUCCUGACCCGAGGUGACCUGUGGAUUAGUUGGGAAGAAGGAAUGAAGGUAUUUGAAGAAUUAUUGCUUGAUGCAGAUUGGAGCAUAAAUGCUGGAAGUUGGAUGUGGCUGUCUUGUAGUUCCUUUUUCCAACAGUUUUUUCACUGCUAUUGCCCUGUUGGUUUUGGUAGGAGAACAGAUCCCAAUGGAGACUAUAUCAGACGUUAUUUGCCUGUCCUAAGAGGUUUCCCUGCAAAAUAUAUCUAUGAUCCCUGGAAUGCACCAGAAGGUAUCCAAAAGGUAGCCAAAUGUUUGAUAGGAGUUAAUUACCCUAAACCAAUGGUGAAUCAUGCCGAGGCAAGCCGUUUAAAUAUUGAAAGGAUGAAGCAGAUCUAUCAGCAGCUUUCACGAUAUAGAGGACUAGGUCUUCUUGCAUCAGUGCCUUCUAAUCCUAAUGGGAAUGGAGGCCUCUUGGGGUAUUCUCCUGGAGAAAAUAUUUCAGGUUGUAGCAGCAGUGGAAGUUGCUCUCAAGGGAGUGGUAUUUUACAUUACGCUCAUGGAGACAAUCAGCAAACUCACCUAUUAAAGCAAGGAAGAAGCCCCAUGAGCACUGGUCUCAGCAGUGGGAAACGUCCUAGUGAGGAAGAGGACAUGCAGAGUAUCGGUUCUAAGGUCCAGCGACAGAGCACUAAUUAGAAAACAUUCAGGAGGAAUACUGUUGCAGCUGAAAUUGGUGGGGAGUUCACUACUUUUUUCAGUUAAAUUAUUUUAAAAUGUUCUUCAUUGAUGGAAAGCAGUUACAUUUUGAAAUGCAUUGUUUCUAAUGACAUUUCUGUAGUUUUAAACUUUUUAAUGAACUUCAUGUAGGACAAAUGAUAAUUUGUAUAUAAAGAACUUGGUAAAAAUUUUGCUUAAUGUAAAUAUAGUCACAAUUAAUAUAGACCCAUCAAUAUAUUUUUGAUAAUUUUUCAUGUAUGGUAAAAGUUAAAGUGGCAAACUGAUAUUCUGAUAUACAAACUGAAGUUUUGAAAGUCGAUGUGGGAAAAUAGGAGGUUUUUAGACUUUCUUAAAAGACUUUGUUAAAAUUUUAGGACAAAAUUUUCUUGACAUCAUUGUUUGAUCUAACUUUACACUCUUUGAUAAUGUUUUAGAAAAUGUGCACAAUCAAAAUUGGUAGUUAUAACCUCUGUUAACACAGACAAUAUAUGUUUUAAAUCUUCAUGUAUGCCUGUUUUGACCCAAAUCUGUGGAAGUAUCAUGUGUUAAGUUCUCCUUGUCUCCUUUUGUUCAUUUACAACUAAGUGACCUUGUUAUUAAAGUAUAUGCAUAUAUGGAA